Molecule: messenger RNA, 1004 nt
Organism: Alosa sapidissima (American shad)
Lineage: Eukaryota; Metazoa; Chordata; Actinopteri; Clupeiformes; Clupeidae
Product: zinc finger BED domain-containing protein 4-like
Exons: 3
Coding region: 142-930 (262 amino acids)
Molecular function (GO): protein dimerization activity
Source: RefSeq, a predicted model, not a curated record
GCAAGAUGUCGUAAAAUAGUGGGGCAUUUUAAACAUAGCCCCUCAAACACAGACGAACUGCACAAGGAGCAAGCACGACUGGAUCAAGACAAAGAGCCACUGAUACAGAAUGUUUCCACAAGGUGGAAUUCAACACUGUUUAUGAUCUCUCGUCUGCUAAAGAACCAAGAGGCUGUGAAGGUUACUGUAGCCAAACAGAAGCACAAGCUCACCAUGUUAGCUACAGCAGAGUGGGACAGACUGCAGAGGCUCGAGACCCUCCUUAAACCAUGCAGAUAUGUGACUGAGCUCCUUGGGGUUGAGACUUAUGUCUCAUGCUCUGUUGUGUUACCUGCUCUCAGCCACCUGACCCACACCAUGAAGGUCUCAGAUGACGACCCAGCCUAUGUGGUGAGGUUCAAGGGUGCCUUUAAAAAGGACCUGUCUGAACGCCAAGAUACACUCAACCAUGGAUGGCUCAGGGUGGCUACAGCACUCGACCCACGCUUUAAGGACCUAAAGUGUCUACCAAGAGGAGAGCGAGGAGGGGUGUGGACCAGCAUUGAGGCACUGCUGCGAAAAGAACCAGACAGAGCCACUCCAGAACCCACAGAGGAGCCAGCAAGGAAGAGGAGCCUCCUGCUGUUUAAUUCAGACUCUGAAACAGAGGAUGAGUAUGAAGAGGGGCCCAACGGGGCUCUGACCCGCUACAGGGCAGAGCCCACCAUCAGUGAGACAGACUGCCCACUGCAGUGGUGGUCCACUCAUGAGGGAGCCCAUCCACAGCUUUUUGCCCUGGCCCGCAAGUAUCUGGGCAGCCCUGCCACUUCUGUCCCUUGCGAAAGACUUUUCUCAUUGGCAGGUCACAUAGUUCAAAAGAAAAGGGCAGCCUUGAGCUCUGAAAAUGUGAACAGGCUAAUUUGUCUCAGCAACUGGCUGAAAGAGAAGUAGAAGAAGUAGUCAUAGAGGUAUCCUGAGGCCAAUGGGCUUGUUGUUACUGAAAUGUUGAUCAAACAGUGGCCUAA